AUGUAUAUUUUGUGUUUUUUGUUUCUAGUUAUUUUGUGUUUGAUUACUUUGUCAGAAGCUUAUCCGUUAAAAAGCGAAAACAUAGAUUAUCUUGAAGCAUUGCGACGUAUGAAACAAAUUCCACAGUGGCAUUGCAUGCGAUACCGCCGCUUCCAACUUCACAGCCCUUGCAGUCGCUGGUGGCUAAUGAGGAGGCUCUGA
Molecule: messenger RNA, 201 nt
Organism: Parnassius apollo (apollo)
Lineage: Eukaryota; Metazoa; Arthropoda; Insecta; Lepidoptera; Papilionidae
Source: the annotation of a GenBank genome assembly